AUGGCCCGCCAACUACAAUCCCGUCUCGCCCUUGCCAGCUACAAAACCCAACGUGGUUGGGAAAACCUCGAUCUUGACACCAUCGAACCCCGGGUCGACCAGGACCUUAUGCGCAAGCGAAUGCAGUCUAUCCAGGAAGGUUCGCCGCCACACCCUCACCUUACAAAUGGCUCCACCAACAACCACUAUGAUGAUAAUAAUAACGACUUGAAUGGUAACACGAUGGGAGGAGUGUUAAUGGGAAAUAAUAUCAAUAACAACUCCAACAAUAUCAGACGGCGGCCGGGCAGUGGUUCAUCGUCUUCGAAUACGGCUAGUCCAGCACAUAGGAAGAAACGUGCAAGAACGGCGGCGCCAUUUGGGGAUCAUACCAGGGGAGGGGGUUUAUACGUCCAAAACAAUGUGGAAGAUCAAGAUCUAGACGUCGAUAUGAUUUAUGAACCAAGCGCACGGCAUAGUUUUCGAAACCACAACAAGAAUAGAUUAGCAUGGAAGGAAUCACACAGGCUACCUCAAUCAUCGCCGGGAUAUCAUCAUUAUUCUCAUCACCACCAUCAUCACAGCAACAGCAGUUUCGAUAUGGGCUCACAACCUCAAUUUUCAUUUACAAACUCACCGACAAGGAGAGGUAGUCCGUCAUUAGAAAUAAGUCACAGCCGUCAUCACAGCCACCAUUAUCAUCAAGACUACGAACACCAACCGAUAUUCCAUUCCUCGCCGCCUAGAACUCCACCGCACAGAACAAUACCCGCACGACCAGUUUUCACCACAGCCGGCGAGAAACUGGAAGAACGCAGCAACAGAGGCAAUAAUAACUCCAACAAUCCCAACGGUAAUAACAACGGUGGGAAAGCAGACGGCGAAGGCGCAGAUUUAUUACUAUACCUAGCAACAUCGCCAUCUCCAAAUACAAUGACAAAAGCAAAUGUAUCAGUCGCACCAUCGACGCCACCGGCAAAGGGUUCUGCGGCCGCAUUACCAUCUUCGAUGAUGAAUACGCCCGGUGGGGGAGGAGGGUUAGGUGGUAGUGGGAGUUUUAAUUUUCAUGAUUUUGUGCAUAUUACGCCUAGUCCUGCGCAGGGCCUGUGGGGCAACGGUGGAAGCGGGAGGACACCGAUGACGAUGCAGGCGAGGAGACGGUUGAAUUUUGAUGGGUUAGUGCCACCGAGUCCUAUGAAUGGUUCUCAGGGCUCUCAGGGCUCGCAGGGGAAAGUUGCUGGACUUGGGAUGGAGCUGGGAGGGGAGCUGGUAUCACCGACGUCUGGGUUAUAA
This is a messenger RNA of Orbilia oligospora ATCC 24927, 1272 nucleotides long. RefSeq lists its product as uncharacterized. NCBI's taxonomy places the organism in Eukaryota, Fungi, Ascomycota, Orbiliomycetes, Orbiliales, Orbiliaceae. The transcript has a single exon. The record is from RefSeq and is a predicted model, not a curated record. The coding region runs from base 1 to 1272 and encodes 423 amino acids.